AUGGUCCAAAAACAUCUACCAAGGCAAGAACAAACUAUCUAUUCCCCUUAUUAUUAUCCUAAUUUUUCGCGCUACAAUUAUCCCGCAAAAAUUGGCGGUGAUGAGGAAAUAUACACUGAACCUAAAUUUACUUUUCCACACUGGGAUGACGAGGUUUCCGGUUAUGCUCCACCAAACCGUCGCCUUCGUCGAAGAGCAUCAUCUCCUGAGUUUUAUGAAGACCUAGAAGAAUAUUUUAUAAAAUCUUUACAUACAUCACAAAAAACAAAUAACUCAGAAACCGAGCAAGAAGUCAAGCAAGAAGUUGAACAAGAAGUUGAACAAGAUGAAGGUGAAUCAAAUUGUGAGAAAAUUCAAGUAGAUAUCGAACUGGCACGUCGUGAUCAAAAAACUGAUUACGAUCAAUUUCGCAAAGUUUAUGCAAAUUUGGACGAUGAUAUUCGUGCUUUACAACGUGAAAUCGAAGAAUUUGAGGCCGCUUGUAUGGCCAGAGGUUGGGGUUUAACAUCCGAUAAUGAAGAUUGCGUUCGAAAUUCAGAGCUGACAACUGAAACUGUGUCAGGUUCUCUUAUGGCAGCUGUAGUAUCAGAUAACUCUGGCCGUCCUUUAGCAGUCCCUUCCGCAACCGCGGCUGCUGCGGAACGGAGGCCACCAACGAGAAAUAAUAAAAAUAGAAUUAAUCGUUCUGUCAGUUUUAGUGGUGGCAGCACAAAUGGAAAUGGUUCAAGGUGUCUGGGCUUAGAAGAUGGUUGGACACAAGAAAGAGUACAUCAUCAAAAUGAAUGGAUUCGAUGUUGA
Diversispora eburnea is the source of this 798-nucleotide messenger RNA. The record is from the annotation of a GenBank genome assembly. NCBI's taxonomy places the organism in Eukaryota, Fungi, Glomeromycota, Glomeromycetes, Diversisporales, Diversisporaceae.